This is a messenger RNA of Neurospora tetrasperma FGSC 2508, 1121 nucleotides long. RefSeq names its product NADH/ubiquinone oxidoreductase. The record is from RefSeq and is a predicted model, not a curated record. Gene Ontology annotation, molecular function: NADH dehydrogenase activity. Lineage: Eukaryota; Fungi; Ascomycota; Sordariomycetes; Sordariales; Sordariaceae. Bases 144 to 935 code for a protein of 263 amino acids. The transcript has 3 exons.
GUUUAACAUAGCGGGACCGCGGGCAACCUCCAAACUGCGACGUCGACGAGAACGUAAGCUCUACGAAAAGCUCCAACCUCUCGAACGAGUAAUCGCAAGUCGCCAAUCGGGCCUCAUCGCCACCGUCCGCGUAUCAAGCAGCCAUGGCGACCAAGCUAACUCCCUUCCUCAUGCGGACGGCCGUCCGGGCGGCGACCCGGCUGUCCUCCAAGCCUUCGACAGUUGCGCCCGUCUCCCGCGCAUGCCUCUCCAUUUCGGCGCGGAGGCCCAGCGACACCCUCAUGGUGCACCGCAACACCCCCGACAACAACCCCGACAUCCCCUUCAAGUUCUCGGCAGACAAUGAAAAGGUCAUCGAGGAGAUUAUCAAGCGCUACCCGCCGCAGUACAAGAAGGCGGCCGUCAUGCCCCUGCUCGAUCUUGGCCAGCGCCAGCACGGUUUCUGCAGCAUCAGCGUCAUGAAUGAGGUGGCCCGUCUGCUUGAGAUGCCGCCCAUGCGCGUCUACGAGGUCGCCUCUUUUUACACCAUGUACAACCGCACCCCGGUUGGCAAGUUCCACGUUCAGGCUUGCACUACCACUCCCUGCCAACUAGGCGGCUGCGGCUCCGACGUGAUCGUCAAGGCUAUCAAGGAGCAUCUUGGCAUCAAGCAAGGCGAGACCACUCCUGACGGCCUUUUCACUUUUAUCGAGGUUGAGUGCCUGGGCGCGUGUGCCAAUGCGCCCAUGGUCCAGAUCAACGAUGACUACUUCGAAGAUUUGACCCCGGAAACCAUCAAGCAGGUGUUGUCGGCGCUCAAGGAGAGCGUCACGGAUGUGUCCAAGGCGCCUCAGCCGGGCCCACAGAGCGGGAGACAGACGUGUGAGAACGCCGCCGGCCUAACAAGUUUGACGAGCGAGCCAUACGGACCGGAGGUCACGCGAUCGGAUCUUUAAAUCCAGGGGCUUAAUACUGGGUUAAGUGAGCCGUUAUGGGGCAGAGGUGGAAUUACGAUUGACAGAAACUGUCACAUAGACAGGACAUGGACCAACAGGACAGUGAUGACAGCAAAUGCAUUAGACCAGAGAUGUAUUAAUUUCCCUCAGGUUAUACAGUACAAUAUCUGUAUUUGUUUGCUAUGG